Messenger RNA from Contarinia nasturtii (swede midge), 826 nucleotides. RefSeq lists its product as uncharacterized. Bases 22 to 813 code for a protein of 263 amino acids. The record is from RefSeq and is a predicted model, not a curated record. The transcript has 3 exons. Lineage: Eukaryota; Metazoa; Arthropoda; Insecta; Diptera; Cecidomyiidae.
UUGAAAAUUGAACCAAAAAAGAUGGCUAAACUAACCGAAAUUAUAAAUUCCCCGCAUUCAACAAAUUUGCUAAAAUCAAAGCAAAAUCCACAGAGCACAAGUGUGGCAUGUAAUUCCAAGCUGCCAGAUGUAAAUGCCGAAAGUGAUUCUCUAAAUUUCACCGUUCAUUUGAAGACGGACACCGAACAAAUUCAGCCAACGUCGCUUGAAAUUUCCCAGUUGGAUGAGGCUAAAACGAGCAAUAUAAAUCAGGAAUCGAGUACCGAAUCGGCGUUAAAAUGUGAAUUGGCCCACGUGCGCAAGUUGCUCGACGAGGAAAAAAAACAAAGCAAUAGAUUGGCCCAAGAAAAUGAAAUAUUGAAAAAAUUUCUAGAGGAAAAGAUCAUGGAUGGUGACACCGAAUCAAAUUCUUCUACCAACGAAGAUGCUUACGACGACCAUAUCUUCGAAUUGAAUGAACAGAUUUUGGAAUUAAAAGACAUCACACAGUCGUAUUUGGCAGAUAUUCAUGAAUUGGAAGAGGGGCUCAAGGAACAAAUUUAUAUUCGCGAUGAAAAUGUAGCGGAAAUUCAUCAUUUGCGCCAAGAACUUGCUCAACAAGUACAAAAAUACCAAGAUCUCAAGAGCCAAUUCGAUGAAUCAUAUUUGAGUACCCAUUCAAUUCGUAGCUACUCACCAAAGAGAGUUCGGUUUCUCGAAAGCUCUUCAUGUGAUUCACCAUUGACAGAAAAAGUAAACAAUUUGAAAAGAUCUGCAAUUGCAUUUGGAAUGCCAUUUUCAAAAUCUACCAAACGCCAGCGAAACUCAAAGUGACUUUUUUUGAUGU